CAUGGGAUUUUACAUCCCUAGUGUGGAAGACCCUGGGCUGCCUGUCCCUACGGCCAAUCGCACCAAAGUCUCACGGAUCUCUGUGCACCAUCUGAUCUUGCUCCUCCUGUGACGGGUCAGGCUGAAUCCACGAUCAACGCAGGAGCUGCUCCCUCCAGAGUGGAAAGCAGUCAUUGGCACUUAGGACAGAGGGAGCGGACCAUGCCUGGCUUGUGAAAACUUAAGGCUCAUCCUAAAACGCAAUGUCCCUGCUGUUCACUUGCUCCAAAUCCAUAGUAGCUGUGAAGAAGGAUAAAAGACACAUGGCCGAGGUAAAUGCUUCUCCACUCAAACAUUUUGUCACUGCCAAGAAGAAAAUAAACGGCAUCUUUGAACAGUUGGCCGCAUAUAUUCAGGAGAGUGCCACAUUCCUGGAAGAAACACACAGAAAUGUGGAACUUGACCCUGUCACCACAGAAGAGCAGGUAUUGGAAGUCAAAGGAUACCUGUCAAAAGUCAGUGGCAUUAGUGAGGUGCUGGCACGGCGACACAUGAAAGUGGCUUUUUUUGGCAGGACGAGCAAUGGAAAAAGCACAGUGAUAAAUGCUAUGCUGUGGGAUAAAGUCCUUCCCUCCGGGAUUGGACACACCACUAACUGUUUCCUGCGUGUGGAGGGGACGGAGGGUCAGGAUGCCUUCCUACUUACUGAAGGCUCCGAGGAGAAGAGGAGUGUCAAGACAGUCAACCAGCUGGCUCAUGCUCUCCAUCAAAACGAACUUUUGAAUGCUGGCAGCCUGGUCAGUGUAAUGUGGCCCAAUUCCAAAUGUCCUCUUCUAAAGGAUGAUCUGGUGCUUAUGGACAGCCCCGGCAUUGAUGUAACCACAGAGCUAGACAGCUGGAUUGACAAGUUUUGUCUGGAUGCAGAUGUAUUUGUGUUGGUGGCAAACUCUGAGUCCACACUGAUGCAAACGGAGAAGCAGUUCUUCCACAAAGUGAAUGAGCGUCUAUCUCGCCCCAACAUUUUUAUCCUGAAUAACCGCUGGGAUGCAUCAGCUUCAGAACCUGAAUACAUGGAAGAGGUCCGUCGACAGCACAUGGAGCGCUGCACCAGUUUUCUAGUGGAUGAGCUGGGUGUGGUGGAUAGGGCGCAGGCUGGAGACCGCAUCUUCUUUGUAUCAGCGAAGGAAGUGCUCAAUGCCAGGAUCCAGAAAGCUCAAGGGAUGCCAGAAGGAGGUGGAGCAUUGGCAGAAGGAUUUCAAGUAAGAAUGUUUGAGUUUCAAAACUUCGAGAGAAGAUUUGAGGAAUGUAUCUCGCAGUCUGCAGUGAAAACAAAGUUUGAGCAGCACACCGUGAGAGCCAAGCAGAUUGCAGAAGAUGUUCGCCUAAUCAUGGACUCUUUGCAUAUUGCUGCCCAGGAGCAGAGGGUUUAUUGCCUGGAGAUGCGAGAGGAACGACAGGAACGCUUGGGUUUUAUUGACAAACAACUGGAGCUGCUCACUCAAGACUACAAGGGGAAAAUAAAACAGAUCACAGAAGAAGUGGAGAGACAGGUGUCAAAUGCAAUGGCGGAAGAGAUCAGGCGGCUCUCAGUGCUGGUAGAUGACUACCAAAUGGAUUUCCAUCCAUCUCCAGUUGUUCUCAAAGUUUACAAGAAUGAACUGCAUCGACACAUUGAGGAGGGGCUAGGCCGCAACAUGUCUGAUCGCUGCUCUAAUGCCAUUACUGCUUCCCUCCAAACCAUGCAACAAGAAAUGAUAGAUGGUUUAAAGCCCCUACUGCCGGUCUCUCUACGGGGUCAAAUAGACAUGCUGAUCCCUCGGCAGUGCUUCAUGCUCAGCUAUGAUCUGAACUGUGACAAGCUUUGUGCUGACUUCCAGGAGGAUGUUGAAUUCCAUUUUUCUCUUGGUUGGACGAUGCUUGUGAAUAGGUUUUUGGGACCAAAGAAUAGUCGCCGGGCCUUGAUGGGCUAUAAUGACCAGGUGCAACGACCUUUACCUUUAACCCCAGCAAAUCCUAGUCUGCCUCCCUUACCUCAGAGCUCUAUGACCCAAGAAGAGCUGAUGGUGUCCAUGGUGACUGGAUUGGCAUCACUGACUUCCAGAACUUCCAUGGGGAUCCUUGUCGUUGGUGGAGUGGUCUGGAAGGCUGUGGGUUGGAGACUGAUUGCUCUCUCUUUUGGCCUUUAUGGACUCCUUUAUGUAUAUGAGCGCCUCACUUGGACUAUGAAAGCAAAGGAGAGAGCCUUCAAGCGCCAGUUUGUGGAGUACGCAAGUGAGAAACUGCAGCUCAUUGUCAGCUACACAGGCUCCAACUGCAGCCACCAAGUCCAACAGGAGCUUGCUGGAACAUUUGCUCACUUGUGUCAGCAGGUGGACGUCACACGGGAGAAUCUUGAGCAGGAAAUUACUGCCAUGAAUAAAAAAAUUGAAAUCUUGGACUCAUUGCAGAGCAAAGCAAAACUGCUUAGGAAUAAAGCAGGCUGGCUGGACAGCGAACUCAACAUGUUCACGCAUCAAUACCUGCAGCAAAGCAGAUAAUGUGGGAAGGCAAAACAUUUCACUUCAGUACACUCUCAACCGCUGCAAAGAACAUGGUGGAUGAUGGACUCUCUAAGGAACACGUGCACAAACGAGUGGUUGUGUGAUCUGUCAUCAUGUGAACAGUGGGAUUCUGCUUCCCUGUAUCAUGUCCAACCUCUCCACACGCGUUGUGUAUAUCUUUUUUCUUGCCUGCCAGGAGAUUAGACUACUUCCAGGAGGAAUUUCUGCUUCAUGCAGAAUGAAAUACGGUAGUUGUCAGGGGUUUUGGUGUUUUGUUUUUAACUUACUAGUCACCAAAGUUUAUCCAGUUCAGAUUUAUUCUAACAAAGCUUUCCCCUUGAUGAAUUAUAACCUUAAUAUGUAAAGAUGGAUCUUGAUAAUUCUUUGAUGUACAAAGCCACAAGAUCAGAUGUGUCUGAAAAGCAGUUAUUAAUUUAAACGCAGACCUUUCCUUCCUCCCACAUGCAUCUACAGGUGCAGAUAACACUAACCAUCCAUACAGAGACCUGUCCACUCUUCUCAUUUUUCAACUACAAUAUUAUGGGGGAGAGACUCACUGCUCUUUUUUGCUUUUUCCAUAGAGAAGGGUCAAAUGUUUAGAUCCUGGAGCAGAAAACAAAUAUUUUUUUGGUUGGGGCUUCUCCUGAUCUCUAUGGGUUUGGGGCACAUUCCUUCUCAAAGCUCUUCAGUUUAAGAAAACUUUUUGCCUAGUCCCAUGUAACUUCAGAGGCAAAACUGUCUGUCAUUGCUAAGUUGCGGAGUCAGUGAAAAUAGCAGUUGCAUUUGGUGACUUGAUAAAUUGAUAUCUUUCUGAGGUAGAUAAGCAGGAUCUGAGACAGGUAGGGAA
Messenger RNA from Pelodiscus sinensis (Chinese soft-shelled turtle), 3366 nucleotides. The record is from RefSeq and is a predicted model, not a curated record. NCBI's taxonomy places the organism in Eukaryota, Metazoa, Chordata, Testudines, Trionychidae.